CGUUUGAGACAUUUCGGUGGGCAUGCGAGACACUGGCGUUGUUUGAUCUGUGUGUUGUUGUUUUCAGCCUUUGAGAUCUUUUUGUCAAUAUUAAAAUUCAUGUCCAGAGUUGACUUUUUGACGGAGGAUGUCUUUGGAGAAACGUGGGGAGGAAGAAACGAAGAGCCGAGAUGGAUUAGUCGACGCCUCUUACAAUUCACUGGUGAAAGAAACGGCGGAAGGGUUUUUGGCUGAUGGCCUUUGGAAAUCGAAACGCGAGGAAGAUUUACAUCGUGAGAUUGAAGCUAUGUCUUCAGAAAAAGCUAAAUGUUUAUUCGACGAUGAAAGGGAUAGGCGGGCUUGGGUGGCCGCGAUUAAGAAGUCUGUUGAAAACAGUAUUCAGUCGCAAGUGCGGGCGGUGUUAGGAACUCCACCAGGAGAGAGGAGAAAAAAACUUCAUGAGCAAAGACUUGCUGAAGAAAGACGAAAAAGGCAAAUAGAGAUCGAAAAUGCCGAUAGACAACGCACGGCAGAAAGUCGUAAUUAUAGCUAUCCUUCUUUUCAUGAUGACGACGGGGCGCUGUUUCAGAAACGUCAACAGUAUUUGCAGAAGUUUGCGAUGAGACGUUCGAUGCGUAACGACAAGGCUUCGGCGAGCACAACUCUUCGUGACUUCGACAUAGACCCCCUAUCCAGCGACUUUAACAAAAGGUUUAGCAUCUACACUCGAGCUGCUCUAGAAAAUGCGGACAGAACGAGCUCGAAUAUGAGUUUUAAUAACCAAGCAAAUGUUUAUAAACGAUCCCCUGGUUGUGUAUGGGUAGACAAGAAAGGAGAACGACACGACAUCCCUGGCCCAUUUUGGCCGAAAGACCACUUGCCGCGUUAUUCAAGCCAGAAGCAUAUUCAUUUUAUUCCAGACUUUGUCGAGCGAUUAAACACCGAGGGUAGGUGAUUGUAUGUAUAUAUAAUCCUAAAACAACUCGUUUUGCAUCAGUGGUAGUCAAACACAAUCGACUUGUUUGUAAAGGCAAUUUUCAGUCGCGUCGGGGCUGUGUUUAUGUUCAUGGAUGGCCCAUGUGGUAAUUAACGAAAUUCACACUCACUUUUCAACUUAUUGACAAGUUCUAAUGUUUUCAUAUAUCACGAAAGCAGAAUUGUAGUCUUUGUCAAAAGCUUCCUCGGGAGAAAACUUCGUUGUUCAAAUACACUAUUAUUAUUCUGACAUGCAAUUAACAAAGUCACGCAUAUGAAAUCGACAUUUUCGUCGUCCAUAAUGCACGAAUAGAAUUUCACACGUGUUCAUAACGGUAUUUGGUUAUUUUGAAUUUGGUUAAGUAUAAAACCCCUCACCGUUCAUUUUAAUAUACUUCAAUUCGAAUUUCAUGAAGUUAGCCCUUCUGCUUGUCGAUCAUAAAGUUUCGAAUGCGUUAGUUCGCGCGCGUUUAAGCAGUAACUCUUUACAGUCCGGCAUUAAUUACUAUCCUAGGCGUUACUUGAAAUGCCAUCAAGUACUCUGAAAAUGUUUAUGGGGAUUUGUCUCUGGCGUGUAAUAUUUUCCGAGACAUCUGUGAAAGAUCUAUUGUUUUAGGCAAGGCAUGUUUGGACAAUAAAUAAAUAUGUAAGCAGUUUGAAAUCUUAUUUGAGGUUGGCAGUGGAAACAUUGCCCUUCCAUCUCGUGGCACUGAAGACCAGUUAUUCAAGGUACAAGUUUAUCAUUUCUUGAAAAUACUACUGAUAAAAUCUCAGUACCUCGAGUUUUUCAUUGUCAAAGGCAUUCAAAGUUUUAAUUUAUGGUGGACCUGUCUUGUCUCCCUUGGUUUCUCCCUUAAUUUUCUCUUGGCUGCACCAGUGCAUACCCUGCCCAGAAAUGGGGAAGAGGGGAGAGGCUACUCCGGGAAAAUUCUAGUGGGGGUGGGAUGAGGAAUGCUUCAUGAUACCCUGACCCUAUGUUAGACCUACAAUCCCUGACAGAAGUAGUUGGAAAUGUUGUACAACUUAACAGUAGUCUAGUUUAAUCCUGAGGGGUACUCCCUUAUAUAAGCCAUAUAUGUAUGCUCCACUCCAAAGGGUAGGGUUUUUGUGCUGUUUUGGUCUGAAAACAGGUACAGACUUUGCCCAUUUUGGUCUGGAAUUUGGUAUGGUUUUCAAGGGGAGUGCAUGAGUGUAUUCAUCGUUUCAAUUCCGAAUAUGCAAAUUCGAAAUGGAAAUAUGGUCAGGAUUUGGAGAACCAGGCGGCACACGGGAGUGCCCCCUGGGAAUUUAAUUGUCAAAAAAAGAGAGUUUUCUCUUUUGCUAAAUAUCUCCCAUCACCACCCCCCCAGCCCCUCCCCCGCCCCACUGGCCCCCCCCACAACAUCCGCCUAGCAAAAUAUACACUUUGGACCCUCAAACUUAAAUAUGACCGUAAAUGUGGAGUUAAUAAAUAUCAAAAGUAGGAAGAUGCAAUUACCCCCCCCCCCCCCCCCCCCCCCCCCCAUGUUCAAUGAUGGGAUAUAACAGAACAGUUAUGUGCACAAACAUUUACGUUUUGCUCAACAUUUGGCCAGGUGCAAGGGAAAGAAGGAAAAAAAGGUAGAAAGUAGCAGCCUUCCCAACACUAAUUUUGACGAUGAUUGUAGCCUUCCACGUUGGGCAAGCAAUCCCCCCAACGGAAUGCGUGAUGAAGAUCUAAGAACAUCAGGGUGGGAGGUUUUUUCAGACCAGAAUUGAUUAUGAGAUUUUCCUGACUCUAUUUUAGGACUGAAACUGCUGAUCUCAAGAGUUGCAUGAUAAAAAAAUAAUAAAACAUAGCCAAUUCCAGACCCGGGUUCCAGUAAGAACAAGCUAGCUCUAUCCUAUUUCAGAUCCAAAUGGUGAAAAUCUAUACCCAAGUUCAGACCUUCACCCCCUCCCUCCCCCUCCAAUACUCAGUGAGCAAACACCUUCAUUUGUUAAAGGCUUCUCCUGUCAUGUUACUCAGUGGUUUCUAAUUGUACCAUUUAUAUCUAGGUGAAAAUUGCAACACUUCAAGUAGUUCAGUGGCAAAUGGAAGUCUUCUAUACCCUCAUGAAUGGCGAGGAAACUUAACAGUUUAUGAAAGGCACAAUAAGGGAGAGGUAUGUUACUUUUUCACUCACAAAGUUCUUCAGCUCUUGACACUGGAUCCACCCACCUCACUGAUAACAGAACAUGUUCCUUGGUUAGUAACUGGAAAUUAAAUUUUUUUGUAGGCAUUUCAAUAAUUUUCAUAUUUUAAACUUGGUAAUAGAAAUGAGAAACAAUGUUUAUUCUGGCAGUUGCAUGGAAUAAAGGAAAAAUCUUAUGGCUUUGACCCAUAAUAACCAUGUGUCAAUAUUGCUCAAGUACUUAAGCCCCUGAGGGUCAGAGACACUGAAAUAGCAAACUAGAGCCCUUGACUGGCUCAAGCACCCUGGACAACCCUUACACCCCUCUUCUCUGCCCUUCAUUCUUCUCUUGAUGAACAUACAGAACAAAAUAAAUUGAUUUGAAGAGUAGGACUGUCUGCUGUUCCAAAAAGUGGCUCUUUUCCACCAUAAUCUGUAUUGAACUGGAAUUUGGAAUUUUUUUAUUCAAGGAGAGAAAAAUCUCGAGGAGCAAGGAUGAGAACAAACAUUAAACCUACACAUGGUUCCCUAUGAGAUUCGAACCCCCCCCCCUCCCACCUUGGUCAUGGUGGGAGGUGAUCGAGUGCUAUAUGCACCAUGACUCCACCCUUCGUCUCCUCAUCUCUUUUCAGCCUGACAAAUAUUCUUAUAACUGAACCUUGAAACCCAUGGCUGUAUACUGCUCAAACCAAACUUAUUAAUAAGGCCAAUAACAGUUUUGUUUAUUGAACAGGCAAACCACAGUCAUGUAGUCCCUUCUGGUUGCCCUCCAAGUCUCACAUUUGAAUCAAGGUUUGAGUGUGGAAACCUAAAGCAAGCAAAAAGAAUGUAAGUAUUACUGUGAGUAGCCUGGGGCAAACUCGUAAGAGUGGGUGGAGGGGUGUGGAGAAAAAACUUUCUGUCUCAGUCACCCCCACCCCAUAAAGUUUGCUUGCAUGGCGAGGCUUUACUGGAAGAUAUGCUGCGACGUUCUGAAGCUCAAAACUCAACUGAUGGUCUAUCUUUGAUAGCCCAGACCAACGUUUCAGUUCUAGUACCUUAAAGCUUCUUCUUCUUUACCAAUGAUAAUUAUGAUAACAUAGUUAAUUAUGAUAACAUAAUUAUGAUAACAUAGCAUUCAGAACUUAAAAGCAGUGGCAGAUAUUUACGGCCGUAUGUGUGUAUGUUUUUUUAAGAAACUCUGGUACUGUGGUAGGGUAGGGUGUGAGGAGAAGUGAAAUUCUAGUAGGAAAAUAGGCGGAAUGAAAAAGGAAAAAAAAAACAAUAUUUUUUUUCUUUCUAGAAUAAGGUUUUAUUACCGAUUAUUUUGUAAUUUUUAAAAGGUUCAUGAUUUAUAACAGUUUUUUGUUUUAAUUCUUUUACAGUGGCAGUUAUGAAUAUGAUCUAGUCCUUAGUUGCGAUUUGUACACAAAACGACAUAUGCAGUGGUAAGAAUCUUUGCUCUUUUAGUUUAUGUACGAAUUUAAGAAGUGGAUUGCCUACGCAACAAAUAAUGUAAAAAAAGAGAACCGUUGAUCAUAGACGCGGAUUACUCUGUUCGAAUCGUAACUUGAGAAAUGUUUUUGAAAUUCAGUUGUGACACCAAUUUUUAAUACCAACAUUUAAUGAAACAGUUUGUAUAAUCUCUCUUCACAGUAAAAUUAUUACAUGUGUGUAAAACGUUCUUAAUGGCGUAACUAACUUAGGCUAUGAUAAUAUUGUUCUAAAAAAAUUGGUAGCGGGUCCGUUUGUUUUCAUAGAAAAAAAAGGGAUGUUAUUCCUUUUAUGUAAAGCGACACUUCAGCGGAUCUUAUCCCUUCUCAGUUCUUUUUUCCCUGAAAAUUGGGUCGGUCGGUCGGACGUACCGCUUGAUAGAAAAUGGCCUGACGCACAGAUAAUGUCGAAAAGAGAAAACCAUCACCUUCUGAAUGGUCAAACCCGGGUGCCAAAGGUUUUUUUCUAUCCUAAUUCCUAAUAGUUUGCGGCGAAGGUGCCACAGCGAGGCGCAAAGCGCCGAGAGAGAAACAAAACUCCGUACGUCCGUGUCGGGAGCUUUAUCAAACCGUACGCACAUGUUAUUUCAUCCUAGAUAUUUUGUGAACGGACUUCCGGAGCCAGGGUAGAAUGUUAAUUGUGCUAGUGAGGAAAAGUUCAAACGAAUAAAGAUAUGAAAAGAAGAAGGAGAAAGUGGAGAGGAUAAGAUGGUUUUGGUGAUUCUAGGAAAGAUAAAAUGGAUGACGCAUAUUUCUACUUCAAAAGGAGAACUCUUCUGUUGCCUUUUUUAACUUUUUUUAUGUAAGGGAGGGAAUAUCCAGUCUGCUUUAUGCAUUGAACUUUUAGAAAUCUCAACCGGAAAUUUUCUUGUCUCAUUUACCAUAGGUAUUACUUCCGUGUCCAGAAUAUGGUCCCUGGGGUAACUUACAAAUUCAACAUCAUCAAUCUACUAAAGAAAGAUAGUUUAUACAAUUAUGGUAGGUAAUAGCUUAGUCUCUGCGACUAAGGCCUGUUUUAAACGUCGUGCUACUGCCGUGCUAAGCUGGCUCGACUGUAGCUCGACUGUAGCACGACACUAGCACGACUGGUUUCAGACGUCGAAAUUAAUUCAGUCGAAUAGAACGGCUGUUGCCGAAAACAAAACACAAAAAUAAAGAAACGGUUUAGGAAACUUUUAAAUGUAUUCUAAUGUAUUUAUAAUUUAUGAAUUGAGUUCGGCACGGCAGUAGCGCGACAUUUGAAACCAAGUCGAGCUACUGCCGUGUAGCACGGCAAGUUUUGCCGUGUUACACGGCAGUAGCAUGACUUGGUUUCAAACGUCGCGCUACUGCCGUGCUAAAGUCGAAUUUAAUUCGAUCAAUUUAGUUCGGCACGGCAGUAGCACGACGUUUGAAACAGGCCUAAGAGGUAAAGCCAGUGACUUGUUGGGAGGAAGAUAGCCGUAAUACCCUCUCGAUGGUUAAAUGAGUUUGCACCAGUUGUUUUAAUCACAAACUUUAUUAAAGAGGAAGUUGUUUCGCUAACCCAAGGCUGUAGAGUUCAGUUUACCUGAAGAAUUGAAUACGCUGUACAACAGUACAAACACUUCACUUUUCGGAUACUUACGCUUCAUCGCGCGCAUGCGUUUUGCGUGACAUAUUCUCUAGAUUUGUCGUUACUCCCACAUGCAUUGUUUUCAAUUUCUCUCGGUACUUACCAUUGUCCAAGAAGAAAUUGAAAACAAUGCUUGCAUGCUGAGUUGGGGAGUAAACGAAGUGUAUGAUGGGACGAUGUUAAGUUGGCGGAAAGUCUUUUCUUCUAAAACGUCUAGCUGUAGUCUCAUGUUUACGCACUGAGUCCUAAUUUUUCGUGGGUUUAAAAGUAUAGUCUUUCACUUAAAAAUUGUCGUGUUUCUCGUUCUAGGUAUGAAGCCCCUUUUGUACUCCGAGCGUAAAGCUACAGCGCGGGGUCUGGGCUGGAAAAGGGCUGGUUCGCACAUCAGUUAUUGCAAGACCACGUUAUACAAAAAUCCUCUGCUGCAACGCGAAUAUGUUUACUACACUCUCACUUUUCACAUGGUGAGUAACUAAUGGUAAAGCGCGAAGAUUUCAUUGGCUAAAAGCUUUAUUCGUAGUGUUGCCUAUCAAGGCGAUGUAAAUGAAAUCUAUUGGGCAGUAGUAUGUUCAUUUGGCAUUGAAGGCUAAGAAAUUUUUCGGCCACUUUAUAUAUCUAUUUAAAAAAGAGGAAAAUGUUGAUUCGCUUCUUUCACAUUGCCCAUAAUACAUCUUAUUUACCUCUCAAAAUUUUGCUUUAGUAUUGUUUUCGCUUUCUUCUUGGAACGACUGUAGUACUGAGGAAAAAUUGAAAGCAAUACUUGUGCAAAAUUGGGGCGGGUGGGGGGGGGGGGGGGGGCAGGGUUUUUUAUCCGUGGUAACGGGAAGUUUGGGGUUUUGUUGGGGGGAAAGGCCCGGGGGGGGGGGCCCGGGGGUGGGGGGUAGGGUUUCUCUUUUUCUGGGGGUGGGCAUGUGGCGGCCUGUUUCUUUCUUCUCCAUUUUACCCCUUCUUCAUUUAAAAAUAAAUGUUUUUUCUUCUCUUCUUCACUCACACAAAACUUUUUUUUUUUUCUCUCUAAAUUUUUUUUUUUUUUUUUUUUUUCUUUUUUUUGUGGGAACCUGGGUUGGGGGGAAAAAAAAAAAAAAAAAUUUUUUGGGAAAAUGGGGGGGGGGGGGGGGGGGGGGGGGGUGGCAGGUGUAUUAUCUCGUGGUAACGAGAAAGUCGCGGAUUCGUUCGGGAGAAGAGCUCGAGAGGCGAGGCCAGGCGCUGGAGGGUAUGCUUCUCUCUCUUCGCGGGAGUGAAAUUGCGGCCUCCUCUUCUUGUCGUCUCCAUUUACCCAUUUUUGCUUUUGAUCGAAUUUCAGGAAUUUCCACACGAAAACGAUACAUGUUACUUAGCUCACUGUUACCCGUAUUCCUACACUGACCUUGAGCUGUACUUACGCACAAUGGAGGAUAAUCCGAAGACAGCACAGUAUGUGCAGAAGGAGGUACUAGCUAAGUAAAAAUUACAAAUUGCGGGUAGUUGCUUGGUGUUGGCCGCGGGUACAAUCAACAAACAGCAAUACCCACACCACAAAUCCUUCUGAGCUGCUGGUUCUACUGAAAGGAAAGUGAUAUAAACUAUUUUUCCUUAGGUUUCUGCUUUAAAAUCCGCAAAAAUCCAUUCAACAAAUGCGAAGCAAAUCACCACAAACUUUAUCUUUCCGACAACCCCUGCAUGCCACUUUCAACAUCCGGGGACUUUUAUGUAAAACUAUUAAUCAUGAGCAGUAUGCGCAAACUUAACUUCCUAUGCGAUUUUACACUCUUAACUAAAAUGGGAAAUAAAAAUAAUCCUGAACAACGUGGAAUCGUUGUUAGGGCAAAAAAACUGUUAUUUCGUUUGCAGAAACAACUAUUCUCGAGAACUUCGUGGUGCUCCGAGUAGGGUCCAAAGUCCAAAUGAGGCCUAUAAAGCAGACUUGUUUUGAGUCCCUACUUGUUUGUUGUCUGAAGCGAUCAGGGAAUAAGGGCCGCGGGAGAUGCCAGGAAGGACGAAAGAAGGAAAAUGUUGCUUCCCGCAUUUGAUCCGGACUUUCUUUAAUGCAAUCCAGUAAAUCGCUGAUUUCUCUUAACUUCAAUUUACUCUAAACAACGUUUACUAUAUUUGUUAUAAUAACCGGCUGUGAAAUCGCAUUUAUACUUUUUUUUCAUGUCUCAUGUAACAGGUGCUUUGUAAAACUAUGGCGGGCAACAAUUGUCACGUGUUAACUAUCACCUCUCCUCAAGGUUAGUGACCACGAAGCUGUACGCAGUACUCUAGAAUUAUUUUAUUCUCACCCUUUCAAUUCGCGCCAUACUUAUUCUUGUAUUUUUUUCUCUUGUAGUUCCUGAAAGCGAGAAGCUCGGCGUAGUCGUCAGCGCAAGAGUUCAUCCCGGCGAGACUAAUGCGAGUUGGAUGAUGAAAGGCAUGUUAGACUUUUUGACCAGCGGUCAUCACAUUGCAGAGGUAAAGACUGGUUUCCAGGCGUUAAUUCACCCGUUUAAUUUAGAAUAGACCCUUUGUCACGCUGCGGCCAUUUUGUCUCGGGAGAUUUAAAAAGCUUUGUUUAUGCUUGGCUAGCCUCGUAGCCAGGUCAAGUUCCCCUGGGACCUCUAUUGGGAAAAAAGAAAAACAUGGAAGCUAAAGAGGUCCUUUUAAAGACAUGCCCAGAGAGGUGUUCUUGUCGUCUUUUAAAAUUAUGUUGAUGUUUUCUUCUUUUUCGUUUACGUAUAUAUUUACGUAUAUAUUUCUCCUUUUGGCAGAAACUUCGUCGCAAGUUUGUGUUCAAGCUCGUCCCUAUGCUGAAUCCGGAUGGUGUUGUUGUGGGCAACUACAGGACGAACUUGGCGGCCAGAGAUUUGAACAGAACUUACAAAGACCCAAAGAAGGUGAGGAGGUUUUUGGAAAAGGCGAAUUUAACGUCUUGACUGUAGAAAGCAGAAGUUUUUUGACUGAAAAUGAUAAAUAUAUGAAUUUCAUUAUAUAUUUUAACCACGGAAUGAAGAAAUAAAUGAAGAAGAUCAUCGCAAUUAAAGACGCAAGUUAUGCAUUUACGAAAAGAAAGCCUGAAUAACUUCAUGCUCGUCGGGAUUAUAUUUACUGUAUAUUCAAACCCUGAUCUCCGUGAUAUCAGUGCUGCGCUCUAACCAACUGAGCUAGCAAGCCAACUGGGAGCUGAGUUUUUCAGUCUCUUGUUUAAUUAUGUCCGCGAAGAGUAGAGGCCAGUAAAACGUCCGCUUCUGCAGGAGAGUGCAUUGUAAGAGAGGUAGCCUUGCCGCUCGUCAUCAUUUUCUUCCAGAAUCAAGGCUUGCGCAAUAUUGUGAAGCAGUGAAAGCAUAUGAUAGGGUUUGUCUAUAGUUUUUUUCUCACUACAGUCACUUUGAGUCAACACAGCAACCGAUCUAUACUACUGUAGCCUCCCCUGCAGACAUUCUUAGGGGUGCGUCAAGCGUUCCUGCCCCACAAACGUUCGUGCGGUAGGAACGCAUGACGCACCCCUAAGAAUGUCUGCGGGGGAGGCUAAUACUACUGAGGAUAAAUCACUAGCGCCAGCAAUGAGGAUCGAAGUCCACUAACCAAGCAGGGUGCUCCGGCUAAUGGUCUCACAUAGACAAUCCACACUAUCGCCUGACCAGACUCGUACCCAGUCAUUAUAAGCCAAGAGAAUAGCGCGGAAGUUGUGCAAGGGAAGAAAGAAAAAUAGACCAAUCCCGAUAUAUUAAAAUUCAUACUUGGCUGCGAGGCUUGGGAGAAUAAAACAAAAGAAAUCAUCUAGAGGCUCAGCAAUGAAUAAUACAUUUCUUUUGUUUUAUUCCCCCAAGUCUGACAGCUAAGUAUGAAUUAAAAUGGUCUAUUUUCCUUUGCUCCAUCCCAUGAAUCCUCGCAAGCCUCAAUGUUACCUCCGUAUCUAAGAGUGAAGGCUCAACAAUGUUCUUAGGCAAGAAAAAUGUUCCUAAAGUUUGGCUUAAUCGCGGAAUAAGUUCAACCAUCUUUUGAGGAUCCGGGCUAGAUGAAGACAAGCAGAGUAGUUGAACCAUCACGACUAAUAAAAAAUUAGGUGAAAAUAACGUUCGAACGUACAUUUUCUGUAUUUAAAGUUUGUAUUUAUCUUCUCACUAUAGGAAAGUUUCCCCACUGUUUGGUACAUGAAGAACAUGUUGGAGUCAUUCAAGAAGGACCACCAGGUAGGGGUACUUUUGAAAGAUUUACGAUUAACGUCCAUCGGGCGAGGAAUGGCACUGAAAAGGUCCCACCACGUGUGGGGCCUUUGGCGUGAUCAGAUAUAACGAGCCUUUACUUGAGUCGAGCAGGGAUGUGUUGUAAUAAGAACUGAAAUGAAUUAAUGUUAUUUAAUUCAGGUCAUUAUUUACUGCGAUCUUCACGGACAUAGCCGCAAACCAAACGUCUUCAUGUAUGGUUGCACAGCAGAUCCCAAGAUGGCAUCCAUGAGUAACUUUGUAGAAGAACGUCUCUUUCCUUGGAUGAUGUCACAAAAGGUACUAAAGUAGAUUAUAACCCUUUUAGUGUCAAGAUUGACCAACAUCAAUUUUCUCUGAACGAUAUCAAUACAUAAUCAAGAGAAAAAGUUAGGAGAAUUUUUAAAAUUAUCCCCUAAAGGAAAAAUGCUUUGAUCUUAAAUCGAGCUCUUGGAACUAAUUCUUUAUGGAAUUGUAUGAAGAUCAUUCUGGUGAAUUUCUUUGUGAAUAUUGGGGCUUAAAUACUUGUACACGUUGCUAGUUCCACGAAGAUGCCACAGGUAGACAGCUUGCAGAAGUGGUCACUACAUGAUGAAGUUCGCGCACAGCACACCCACACACACCACUGAUACAGAGCAAGACUGGUAAUGUGAAGAUAUUUUGUAAAAAAAGAAAUAAUUGUAAUUUUUUCCAGAAACCGCCAUCGCAAUUUAUCGAGACUUAGAUGUUACGAAGGUAGAUUUAUCAUUUGGACAGUUUUCGUGCGUAAAUAUUCGUAAUUAAGGAAAAGAAUCGAUCCUUAUAGUUUAGUCCGUUGAAAUGCAGUGAGUGAUCUGAACAAUAACUUUACUGAAUAAAGCGGUAUAGACAUCUCUUUGCGAGUGCCAUAAUCAGGUUACGUUGUAUUCCACCUAAACAUGGAUGUCUUGUUUUGUCCCAGGCCCCCGACAAGUUCUCAUUCAGUGGUUGUAAAUUCCGAGUGCGCAAGUGCAAGGAGUCCACUGCGCGCGUGGUUAUGUGGCGACAAAUGGGCAUUACUAACAGCUUUACUAUGGAGGCUACCUUCUGCGGAGCAAACUUUGGCGACAUGUGAGUACCUGAUUAUUGCCUCAGUCUUAGGAGCGUUUUUCGCGCGAAUGAUGACUUUAAAACAAGGCGGUGUGGAUUAAGUACUUCGUCCUGGGUAAUAAAAUUGGGGUUGUUGUCCUAAAUAGGUUAUGUAUUUUAGGGUUUUUGCUGUCCUAAAUAGGGUCAGUCAGGGUUCCCUCAAGCCUGCUUUUCGUUAGCUAAGCUCAGGUAGACUGUGUCCUAUGAAAGGUCUAGAUUGCUUAUGUCCUCUUAAUCAUACAAUUUUUUUGUCUCUUAGUGAGAAAGGAAGACAUUUCCACGUUGGUGACUUUGAGGAAAUGGGUCGAGAUUUUUGUGAAGUGUUGCUGGAGUAUUCCGAGGCAAAAAACGGAAAUCGGUAAAUAUUUGUCAAAAUCGUCCAAAGUCUCUUUGGAAACUCACUACUGUUUUGUAUCUCGGUUAUAAAAAGGCGGGGCGGUGGGAAGGCUCAGAUGUAAUCAGUCACGGGGAUCUGCGAUUAAGGCCACAUUAUUAAACCCCUUAAGAAGCCCUGUGAGAAAAAAGACAGACCCCCAAAUUAUCCUGGGCCCCCAGAACUUGACCCAAGAAAAGUCGCGGGUCAGGUCAGCUAUUGGCCAAGUUUUUCCAGUUAGUUAUCCCAGAAGUCUUUGCGAAAGUAAACCUGGCCCAGUUUUUUUCUCGUUUCUAAAGUGACGAAGCAGUUAUCUUGGGUAAGUUAUAAAUUCAUUUCUUAUUUCCAUGUAGGAGUGAGAUGACACAGGCGUUUGUGGAGCUCGCCUGUAAAAUGACGCGUGAUAUCCUCAGACAAACCUUGGGGAACUUUAAUCAUGAAAAUGUUUCCAAAGAAGACUUUUUAAUGAGCAAUAACGGAACCACACAUACAAGAGAAGGGAAAACUCAAAGCGGUUCGUCAAUAGGAGAGGAAGACACAGAAGACCAAGGGACUAAUUCCACUAUCAAGGCGUUUCCUCUUUCGACGAAUAAAAAAGUGAAUUUUAUGGAUGUGCGCGUUCAAGCUUCGGGGAGCAGUGAAGAUGACGGCGUGGAACUCUCUGUGAAAAGCGUGCAUGUCGAUUCGUUCAAUGACUGUAUUAAAAUACUGGAGAAUUUAAACUUAGUAGACUGCUUCGACGAAUCAGAGUAAGUGAAUUUUUUAUUUCCUCUACUCCCCAGCAAUGUCGUAUAUGUUAGUAUAGGUAAUAGAAUGAUUUGUACGUGAUAUUUGGCAUAAAUACCACGAGUGAUAUUUCAAAAUUGUUAUACGUUAAAUUUUUUGACAAUUUUGAAGUAUGACGAGUGUUAUUUAUGCCAAAUAUCACGAACAAAUCAUGCUAUUAUUUGUUUAUACUACUACCCCCGAAAGGUUUGUAAUUUUCACAUGUAGUUAUUUCAAAUUAAGCUGAAAUACCACUGCUCUAAGCCAAUCAAAUUGCAGAAAUUUGUCAUGGAAGGGUCUAUUUGUCCCUUAAUAGCCAACUGGUACAGUUACUGAUGGCAGGUUCCCACUUGGAACUUUGGUCGUAGACGAAUUAGGGUCUUUUUUAUGGUUGAACUCUUUGCAGGCUGAGAUUAAGAGCGGCUCUGUCUUAGUUCAAGUUGUCGCAUUUUAGCGGACGCUGAGGUCAGUUAGGCCGUCGCCCCAAUGUUUGUAGACUUCAUUCUUCGUUUUCAGUUAUAAAGACUGCUAGCAGGGAAGCUUCCAAAGGGAAGCGGCGGUAGAUCCGCAUAAUUAUGAACUCUGAAGGCGGUGGUGUGUUCCUCCCCUAAGAAAAAAGCGAGUGAACGACAAAGUGGUAGACAGAGUGAAAAGAGCAAAACUGCAUCCUCAACACGCUUUUCCGGGGUUAAUGAGUGCGCGAUAAGGGUUUUCCUUCGCCUCUUUCUUUUAAUUUCUUAUUUCUAGUUCCCCAGGGACGUGGAAGAGAAAAAACCUUACCUGUCCACCGUCCCUUCUGCAAUUAGCGCCAACUACCUAGGGAAGCGUUACCGGUCAGCGGUCGUUUAUCCGUUAAAUUUACUACUACUGUGUUAUUUAGUUCUAGUGACUCAGACAGUGACCCGGAUGACUGGGACGACAAGGAAGAUGAGGCCAGCGGUAACCCGGUAAGGAUUCUGAUUGGUCAAUCUGAGUGAGUGGCCAUUGUGGUCCGAAGCUAUGCUUCUUAUGCUAAAAUAGUGGCAGAUUUAGUCAUUCGUAAAUGUCUUCAUGAUAAUGAGCCCUCCACGUCCGUUUCAAAGUAAACGUUUUUGGUUUCUGCAGAUGCAUUCGAGGCAAAUAGUGCUAAUUAGCAUACAGCUAUUUCGAGAAAGGUUGUUGGAAAAAAUGUGCACGCGACAAUCCCGAAAGGUAAUGUGAGAUAUGAUCAAUACGCUGUUCCUAACGACUGUAGCUGUCGAACCUACUUUAGUUGCUUUUCUUUAGCACUCGCGAACAUAAGUCCAUGGCCUCUCGUGCCAUUCUUUCAAAUUUCUUUGAAGAAUAGUGAACUCAAAGCCACCUACAAUACCUUUCGGGAUUGUCGCGUGCACUUUUCCCGACAACCUUUCUCGAAAUAGCUGUAUACAAAUACAUAGAAAAGUCAAAUUCCUAAUUCCAGAGACUAUAAGCAAAAAAUGGGGAAAGGGGAUUGUUUGGUUGGACAAGCGUAAAUUAUAAAUGGUUAAUAACUCGAAGAUAUUAGCACUUGAGUGCUACACUGUAAAUUCGAGGGUAAAUAAAGUUUAUUGAUUGAUUUGAUUGAUUGAAUAGUUGCCUUGAAUACCAUCAACCAGUCAUAACUAACGCUAGUCCACCUAAACGACCUCAAAACUUACUGCACCCAAAGCUUAUACCCAUCUUCGUAGAGUUUCUGAAGUAUCGACUAUGGUCACAACAAAAACGACUUGGAAGAGUUAGCUCCCAAAGAAACUAUGGUUCUGCGUCCUUGGCGGAGUGAAACUCAAAAAUUUGGUUUUAUGAACCGAUUCGAUAAAGUAAAUUACCACCGUAAAUAGUUAAAGGAAUUUUUCUAUGAUGUUAAAACUUAAUUAUCGAUUUUUUGAAAACCUAAAGUUUCGCGUUUGAAAUAACGGUAAAAUGUAUAGACUACGAGCAAUCUCUCUUUUUUCUUAGUCCGUCGCUUGAAACGCGCGAGGGAGGAAAAUGACCACGCGCAUGACCGAAGGCGUUCAAACAUUAUUCGGAAGUUUUGUUUCUGUUUUUGAUAAUCUUCAUUCUUCUUUUUCAAGGGGGAAAGAAAGAGAAAGAAAAAGAAGAGGAAGAAAGCUAAGCACUGGUGGGACACCUUGUCGGUAAGUUAAAGUUCACGAAUGUAUAAUUCACGUAUAGUGUUUUAGCCUGAGAAAAGAGCCGACACUACCACUGGUUUCCCCGCCAAAUGACGUCUGAGAAACGAGCGCAGAAAUUCCAUACUGAUGACGUGAUACUACCCAUAUCUGGGUAGUGCUUCUUAUUGGUCGCGUCGCGUUGGAAAUUUGCUUCAACCAAUAUGAAGCAUUACCCAGAUCUGGGUAGUGACGUGUCAUACACCGUAUUCACAAAUGGCGGACACGCGUGAAAAAACUGGUGCCUAGUCAUGAAAGCGAGGCGUUGGAGGAUAAACAAAAAUUGCAAAUGAAGACUUUCAGUGAACUUGCAGAGUGUUUAGCACGGAUUCCACCUAAAAUAACUUUCUACGGACUUCUUUAUAAAUACAAUUACGUGGGAUGUCUUCUGCUUUUAAUGUUUAGUAGCGAUUUGCUGUUUGCAAUCAAAAGGGACGCGUAAAUCUUCGAGGAAACAGAAUGAUUUUGUAGGUUUUGUAGAAGUCCGUAAAAAGUUAUUUUAGGUGGAAUCCGUGCUAAACACUCUGCAAGUUCACUGAAAGUCUUCAUUUGCAAUUUUUGUUUAUCCUCCAACGCCUCGCUUUCAUGACUAGGCACCAGUUUUUUCCCGCGUGUCCGCCAUUUGUGAAUACGGUGUAUGACACGUCACUACCCAGAUCUGGGUAAUGCUUCAUAUUGGUUGAAGCAAAUUUCCAACGCGACGCGACCAAUAAGAAGCACUACCCAGAUAUGGGUAGUAUCAGGUCAUCAGUAUGGAAUUUCUGCGCUCGUUUCUCAGACGUCAUUUGGCGGGAAAACCAGUGGUAGCGUUGGCAAAUGUCGGCUGUUUUCUCAGGCUAACAGUAGUGUUUUAGUUUUCUAACGUUACGUUAACCCUUCUUUUCUUUCUGGAAAAAUCAAUCAAAACAAACAAAACAAGACAAACAACAACCACAAAAACAAAACAAUCGUUUUUUUUUCAGGUUGGGGAUUGAAGGGUGGUUUGUCGUGGAUUUAAACCGUUUACUUUUUAAAGUAAUUCCUGUACUGACUAUAACGUUGUUAACUUUGUUUCUUUAGAAACCAUCUGCUUCUUCGGAAGCUAGCAACAGUACUACUACAGACGAAGAUUGUGGCAAUAAUGAGGUACCAUGUGUUAUAUUUAGAGACAAAUACUCAAAGUCCGAGCUAUUAUGAUUGAAUCUCAACCACGGGUGCAUCGCACGGGAACCUUGCAGCUUUCGGAAGACCUUGGGAAAACAAUGAACAGACAAAGUUGACAAUGGAACCCAGCCCGGAAACAAAAGAGCUGCGACGUAUAUAAUAGACGUCCAAUUAAAACAGCUGCAAGGCUACCGCAACAACCUACAGGGUUCCCACGUAAUUACAGGUCGUUGAAAUUUAUAAACGUGGUGCUUGCUGAGCCCUUGAAAAGUCCUUGAAUUUUAUCUGGCAAGAAGUGUACGAACUCUGAAUCUUAAAAAGUGACGUUUCUCUCGUGAAAAAAUAUAGAGUACUUGAGUGAUGACGUCAUAAAAAUGAAAUUUCUGAAAUUCUGGGAUUUGUCAGGGUAUUCUGAAAGAACAAUGUCCAACAGGCCUACUUACCACAAAUGAGCAUUUGGGGGCAAAUUGUCUCUGAGAUGUUAGCCGGUUAUACUCAGAAAACUCAAUACAAACCCUUCUAAUUUCUUUUUGGGUCGGCGUUCGCGGUUUGCCGUGAAGUGAGUCGGAUCGAAUCAUUGCAUUAGCUUCACGUUAACUAGUAUAGCGAGGAUAAGAUAUCACAGAAUAAAAGAAAAAAAAACAAAGGGGAAGCAGCAAAAUUAAGGCGGGCUUGAGAAAAAAACUUAACGUGUAAACUUUAAAACGAAUAUGUUGUUCCAACAUUUUGAAGUUCUUCUCAUUUUUUCCCACUGAUUAAGUUUGACAGUUUAUAGCUGGGACUUGCGCCCAUUAAACUUACCAAAUGAGGGUUAGCUUAUAUAUUACUGGUGAUUAGUUGAAUUUUCAACAAACUUUUGCCAAUGACAUGUGAUUGUCGAUCUCAAAACGUACGUUUUCAAAACUUUCUUAUAACUUAAAUGCAGUUUAUGUAAUUCUUUCAAACCUUCAAAGAAGAGCCUAAAUCAAAUACAAAGUUUAUAACCUAUGGAUCGACCUAAACGAUAUGACUUUGUCGUUAAACGUUGCUCUCGGUUUUCGAAUCCAAGCGAAAAACCAAAGGAGAUGUAAAAGAAUGAAAAGCGACAAUCAGACCUGUUGUACUAGGCCACAAAACGUCAUCUACCGUCUGAAUCAAUUUUUUCGACCACUGAAGCUUUAAUAACAUUUCAAUUCUUCUCCCAUCUAAUUUAUUUUAUCUUUCCUUGUAACAGAGGGCUAAGGAACGCUGUGGACUUAUCCACACAGUAAAGUAUCCUUUCUUGUUAGUUAAAACCUGUUAACUGAACACAGAAACCCAAUAUAGCUUAAAUUUAUUUUAAAGCUAACUGAAUCGAGGCGAAACUUAAACCAGUUAACUUUAAGAAUAGUGCUUAGCCGCAAAUAACAGCUAUCCUGUUAACCACAGAGUUAAGCAGAAAAUAAUUAUUUUAAAAUAUAAUCUUUCAAACGAAUUUCUUGAAAUUCAUAUGCACGUUACAUAAAAGUGUGGGGAUAUGAUGGAUAUUAAAUGAACAUCGAUCAAUUAAGCUAGUGACACUGGCGAAAAUAUGAUGCGUGUUGUGGAAGAAUUCCUUGUGAAUUCUGCUUAAAUAUGAAAACACAAAAUUUGUUUUUAUUCUGCGAAGGAAUGACUUCCAAAGUUAAAAUUGAAUUCCGUAGCUUGGAGGCGUAUUAAAAUACCUUUCCUAUAUACCUUGUUAAAUAUUGACAUCGUUGCCUGUGUCUUUCAAACAGAAAAAAGUGAAGACUAACUUUGGCAAGUUUGUCAACCCAUACCAGCAUCGAUCAAAUGGCGGUAUACCAAUCUUCUCUCAAGAACGAAUUCUGGAAAGAGCGAAAAAGGUAAUUAUUAUUUGAUGUACUGACCUUGUCUAAACCGGGAUGUGGUAAGGAGGUACUCAGACGGGUGCUGCAUGACUCACUGAACGAUUAUAACUUUAAAAGACUUGGCCAAAAAUCCCCAAACGUCUUAAAUUUCCUGCAAUCGCUCAGGAUUUUGGUGACAAUUUUCAAGAGAUUUAAAAUCUUUCUAUUUCAGCUGAUCUUUACGGACUUCUGGCGCUUCUGAAGAAUCUCUAAACUGGAAAACAUGUUCUCAAAAACACUUUCUCUAGACAUAUCAAGACGGUAUAACUUGCUUGUGUCUGAAAAUAUUUCGAAAUUUUGAUACGUGAAAGGCCAAGACAACCUCCAGAACACAACAGCUGACAUUAAUUGCUACAGAAGUAAAACUAUUUACUCAAACUCUUGGCCUCAUUUCCACUUAAUAACCGUCAACCGUCAAAAGUUCUGAAAUUUAACCGUCAACCGUCAAAAUUGGGAAAAAUAACCGUCAACCGUCAAAGCUACCACCCCAUAAGAAACCCUCUUCAGAGACAUCGCGCGAGGCCGGCGCGCGCAAACUCAUUGGACAGGCGAAGCGCGAACUGAACCAUCAAGGUAUAGCUGUCUUGCCGUUUGUUACAAGUUUUCAAGAGAAGCCUCGGAAAAAGGCAACUCAUAACAUGGCACCUAACCAUGGCAACAAUCUUAAAUUACUAUUGGAACGACAAGCAGCUUUUAGUUUUAUAUUGGUGUUGUUUCGUUAAGUUAAGUUCACUGCACCAUCCUUUUUUUAUGAUAUUGCAUGGUUAUUUGUGAAACCAUUUUCAAGAGAUUUUGCGGCACUGUUCUUUGAACGUGAUGAGAAUCCAAGAUGGCAGCUACUGUGUGGAAAUCCUGAAAUAUUACUGGCCUGACUUUGGGCAUCAUGGAACGAACAUUGCUCAACAUUGGGGGAUGGUGUUGGAUCCACCUUUUAACCAGGCCCCAAUUGUUCAAAUGGUGGAUAACGCUUUCCAAAGGGUAAAUCUCUUUUCACUGGAUACUGGCUCACUUAGUUUCCCCAAUACUUAUCCACUGGACAGUGAUUUAUCCGGUGGAUAGCACUGUCCACCGUUUGAACAACUGGGGCCAGACCUUUAGAAGUUCAGCAAUGUGAAUCUUAGUUCUUUGUUCUUGGUAACACACUCACUCCAUGAGCCCCUUUUAUUUUUCGAAUACACCUUCCCUAAAUUAAUUUGCGUUUCUUUAGAAAGAGGAACAGUUGCAUAAUGAAUCACAAGAAACAGAAAGAAAAGACUUCCUUGUGAAGGUAACACAAACUUAAGCUGAUAAUGCGUACAGUUUGAUUCAACCUCUUUGCUGUCGGGGAUUUCAUAACUUGUUGGCUAGAUUGAUUGGGUAGUGGGUAAAUAGAGGAGGGUCUUGGGUGGAGUGAGUGGGUCUUAAGUAAAUUGAGGGGGUCAUGGGUAGAUUGAGUUGGCUGUGGCUAGCCCUCGGUGGGUAGUGAGCAGAUUGUGAUGACGUAGGAGGAUAGAAGUGGGUCGUACGUAGUCUGGAUGGGUCGUUGGUAAACUACCGUGGGUCGUGGCUAGAUUGUAGUGAUCCCCGGCUAGAUUGAGAGGCUGUGGGUAGAUUAACUGGGUCUUGGGUAAAUUGCCGUGGGUCCUGUGUAGGUUAAGUGUGUCCUCGGUUGAUUGAGCAGGACGUGGCAGAAUGGCGUUAGUUGCAGAAAAACAGGCGCAGGCGCAGGGUUGCCGCUCAUCAGAAAGAUAAAAAUUCCCUGACUUUUCCCUUACUUUUUACUGACCUAUAAAUAGUUUUCACUGACCUAUUAUUAACGAGAAACAAUCCAUGUUUACAUUCAUUUUAGCUUCUUUUGCAGCCCAUCGAUAUUUUUCUCUUCAUUUACAACCUCGUUCCGAUUUUUGCGGAAAGAGUAAGAACGAAUUUGGAAGAAAGCAUUCACAACGAAAACCACUGACCACAACUACUACAAGUGUCAGGCGUAGGGUGUCAACUUGGUCGCUUUGCUUGCUUUGCAGCACACUUUCUGCUUUUCUGAGAGAAAAUGCAUUUCAAAAUCUUGAAGAAAACUUAUGAACUAUAAACCGAAAAACCAAUUUCCCUGACUUUUCACUGACUUUUACAAUAUCAAAGAUUUUCCCUGACUUUUUAAAAAAUUCCCAGACUUUUCGCUGACCUUGAAAAAUGUUCUUAUUUCCCUGACUUGUCUCUGAGCGUGGCAACCCUGAAUUAGUUGCCGUGGCUUGAUGUUAGGUUGUAAUGGGUUAAAAAUUGUAGCAAUAUAGACUACUGUAAAACUGUACGAUAACCAAAGCGGCAAAAAUAUACUAAAGGAUUUACAAACAGUUUUCUUGCGCACGGAGCAAAUGAGUUGACGCCUAACUUUCUUGCAUUGCAGUACGCCCAUGAAGAGCCCAAAAAUUCAGGCCCAGUCCUUGCUGUAACAGACGACACUGAGCUUAAUUUCGUCACGGCUCAAAGACGUUUAGAGUAUUACAUGUUUGCUAACAACAGUACCAAUCCGAACUGGGGGAAUAUGUCUACAAACCCGGGCCUGCGGAAUAAGCCCCCUCUUCCCCAUUCAAGACACGUUGUAGAGAUGGAUUCUGUUAAGUUUGAUUAUCUCACCGGGGAUGGAUACGGAUUUACCGUCAGGAUUCCCGGGAGGAAACCACAUCGAGCCCGGACGCGCGACGGGCACGAACGCGGACCCACACACUCACUUCAAACUUUUGAGGAAGCAAGAAGCAGGUUGCGAAGAAAACAGAUUUCUCCGGCGUAUACCUUUGACCUAUCCGACGAGAGAAUGGUCUUUCCGGGUAGAACUUCUAGUCUUUAUACCACUCAUCACAAUAGUUACUAUGGGGACGAUUUCGAAGUAGAAGCGGAUGUUUUUUCACGUGUCAGUGCCAGUAAGAGACUUGAGCAUUCAGACUUUCGAAGGGGAAUGACUGGCUCGUCUGAGGGUGAUAUUCUCGGCCAGAGAAGAAGAAACUUUGCGCGUUCUCGGAGUGAACAUGGAAUGAGAGUCAGAAGUAAAGAGUUAGAUGAGGUGACGUCACAAAGUGCUGGACAUAGAUCUAGGCACGAUCGCCCACUGUUUGAACCCAAGGCCCCAGUCCCUUCAUACUCACACGUCUCUACUCCCCUGGUCAACAAGAAGUAAAGAUAACGAACAAAAAGCACCACCGUUUCGUAACUUUCGUCUGGGAAAAGCAUCGUACGUGAUCAUCGAUUGAUCAUGUUCGACGUAAAAAAUACGACAAGAACUCGUCCACUGCGUCGUGUGAACUAUGAAAACUGUGUACUCAAUACGUUGAUGCUUUCCAUAGUUUUCCACUAGUAGCCCGCUGGUUAUGACUUCACUACACACACCGGAAGUUGAAAUAAUCUGGGCUCCAGGCUCUCCCUUCCACAUUCUGUCGCUAAUGACCGGUCACUGUCGAUCACCAGUAAACGCUGAUCAAAACUUGAAUAGUGGUAUUAGUAUGUGUAAUCAAAUGGUGACGAGUGAAAUUAGGGAAUAAUUUCACGCGCGUUUUGUCCAAAUUCUUAUUAUUUCCCGAGCCUUUAGGCGAGGGAAAUUAUUAGGAUUUGGACAAAACGCAAGUGAAAUUAUUCCCUAAUUUCACGAGUAUACCAUUUGAGUACCUAUUAACAGCAUGGGUGACGAAUUACGUUGGCAAUCUUGGAUUUUUGACAUGUUUAUCCUGGAUCGUAUCGAUCGAGAACUCCACUCUCUCAAAUGUUUAGACCUUAAAUUUGGCUUAUUAAGUUCAGCAUUUUUCAGACUUUUUCGGCAAAGUACCUGUUAGAGUCCUUUCUGAUGUUCUCUUGUGUGUUCAGGUUUUCUAAAGCGUCUUUUUGUGCCCUGACAUCUUCAUUCACGGCAUUUAAAACUUCGUCGCCAUCUUGACACUGAGACGUACGGAAGGUUGCCAUAGCAAUUUUGUAAUUUCACAUGUGAAAUUACAAAUUAACGAUGACAUUUCGCGCCAAAAUUAAGGAGUAAUUCGUCAC
Molecule: messenger RNA, 21738 nt
Organism: Porites evermanni
Lineage: Eukaryota; Metazoa; Cnidaria; Anthozoa; Scleractinia; Poritidae
Source: the annotation of a GenBank genome assembly